Molecule: messenger RNA, 1296 nt
Organism: Trichoderma reesei QM6a
Lineage: Eukaryota; Fungi; Ascomycota; Sordariomycetes; Hypocreales; Hypocreaceae
Product: dihydrolipoyllysine-residue acetyltransferase-like protein
Exons: 2
Coding region: 40-1296 (418 amino acids)
Biological process (GO): pyruvate decarboxylation to acetyl-CoA
Cellular component (GO): pyruvate dehydrogenase complex
Molecular function (GO): dihydrolipoyllysine-residue acetyltransferase activity
Source: RefSeq, a predicted model, not a curated record
CGCUACUAUGCCUCCUUCCCGAGCCACCAGGUGAUCAAGAUGCCGGCCCUGUCGCCCACAAUGCAGGCUGGCAACAUUGGCGCCUGGCAGAAGAAGCCCGGCGACACCAUCGCCCCCGGCGAGGUGCUGGUCGAGAUCGAGACGGAUAAGGCGCAGAUGGACUUUGAGUUCCAGGAGGAGGGCGUCAUUGCCAAGAUCCUCAAGGAGGCUGGUGAGAAGGACGUCGCUGUCGGCACCCCCAUCGCUGUCCUUGUCGAGGAGGGAACCGACAUCUCCGCCUUCGAGAAGUUCUCUCUGGAGGAUGCUGGCGGCGACGCCGCUCCUGCUGCCCCCAAGAAGGAGUCUGAACCCGCUCCUCAGUCCACCCCCGCGUCUGCCCCUCAGACCACCGCCCCUCCUGAGCAGUACGCUUCCAAGGGCAGGCUGCAGACUGCUCUCGACCGUCUGCCCAACGCUGCUCCUGCCGCCAUCCGCCUGGCCCGGUCCAAGGGCAUCAGCCUGGACGGCGUCAAGGGCACUGGCAAGGGCGGCAAGAUCACUGAGGAGGACGUCAAGAAGCUGAUUGCCAGCCCCGCCGUCUCUGCCCCCAGCGCCACCUUCGAGGACAUUCCCAUCAGCGGCAUGCGAAAGACCAUUGCCAACCGACUCCAGGAGUCAACCCAGACCAACCCCCACUUCUACGUUACCAGCUCCAUCUCCGUCACCAAGCUGCUGAAGCUGCGACAGGCUCUCAACACCUCUGGCGAGGGCAAGUACAAGCUGUCCGUCAACGACUUCCUCAUCAAGGCCAUGGCCGUCGCCUCCAAGAAGGUCCCGGCCGCCAACGCCAGCUGGCGCGGUGAUGUUAUCCGCCAGUUCUCCACCGUCGACGUCUCCGUCGCCGUCGCCACCCCCACUGGCCUCAUCACCCCCAUUGUCACUGGCGUUGAGGGCCGUGGCCUCGAGUCCAUCUCCGCCAAGGUCAAGGAGCUCGCCAAGAGGGCGCGAGACGGCAAGCUCAAGCCCGAGGAGUACCAGGGCGGCACCAUCUCCAUCUCCAACAUGGGCAUGAACGACGCCGUCGAGCACUUCACCGCCGUCAUCAACCCUCCCCAGGCCGCCAUCCUGGCUGUUGGCACCACCCGAAAGGUCGCCGUUCCCGGCAAGGACGAGGACGGUGAGACGACUGUUGAGUGGGAUGACCAGAUUACUGUCACCGGCAGCUUCGACCACAAGGUCGUUGACGGUGCCACCGGUGCUGAGUGGAUGCGUGAGCUCAAGAAGGUCCUCGAGAACCCCCUGGAGCUCCUCCUGUAA